This is a messenger RNA of Candidozyma haemuli, 2763 nucleotides long. RefSeq lists its product as uncharacterized. The coding region runs from base 1 to 2763 and encodes 920 amino acids. Lineage: Eukaryota; Fungi; Ascomycota; Pichiomycetes; Serinales; Metschnikowiaceae. Gene Ontology annotation, molecular function: RNA binding. The transcript has a single exon. The record is from RefSeq and is a predicted model, not a curated record.
AUGGACUCGAAUCUUGUCAUUCUUUCCUUGGAAUACUCCUACUUGCUCAACCCACUGGCUGGGUUGUUCGAGUCUGACUCUGGGCUCUGGCAGAGCCUGGCUACUUACUCUCCCACGUUGAUUCCAUACUCAGCAAGCACUGCUCAUGUUCGGGUUUUGGAUAAUAUGGCGCCUUUGAGGGAGACGGUGAGGAAACUUAACCAUAACGGUAUGAGCAUGGAGAACCAUGUGAAGUUGGUGGAACCACAAUUGAACAACCAGCUUAUUACUAUUUCCAUCAAUGGUCUGGAGACGUUUAUCAAUAUCAGCAGAAUCGAGCUUUUGAGAGCGUACCACCGUGUGGACGUCAAGAAGAUUGUUCUUUCAGAUACGGAUUUUGCCAACAUUGGGCCUGAGUUCGUUCUGAGGCUUGAAGCUAUUGCCACACGCUGCCAGGUUGAACUUAUGGUUUCAGAUAAACAUAUCGAUUUCAAGUCCAUGCACGGUGGGGCCCAGGCGCCUUUGGCAGGCCCAUUUGCGUUGUACAUUGCUGGUCCUACUGAGAACUUGACUGUGGCAGAAACAGAGUGCCGUAUUUUGGUGGACGCUUUGUUGCACGGAUGCAAAGUUCACCAGAUUAACCUUCCGUUGUCGUUGCUUCCGGGCGUGGGAGGUGUCAACUUUGCCAAUUUUGGUGAAAUCGCUCGCCAGCUGAAUGUCAAUAUCUACUUACCUUCAUUGAUGCCUCAUAGUUUCAAUUGUGAGAUCAUUGAAAGCAACGAGAGUUCUAGUAUCUGGGUUACGGCUAAGAGGGUACCUGAGAUUCUUUUAGCUAAGCGUAUCAUUCUGGAUUUGGUCACCACUGUGGACUCCAGAGUCAACCUGACUGCAAACUUGUACUUGCAAGAGAUUGAGCUUUCUAAAGAUAAGCUUGAUAUCAUUACACUUUAUUCAGAGAAGGAUAUCCUGGCAAUUAUGUUUCUGCACGGCACGUUUGUGCAGAUUCCUAGCUUGGGAGAAGCCAAAAACAAUAAAAUCGUGGUCCAGGGCCAUAGCACCGAAGCUGUUUCCAGAACCAUCCAGGAUAUCAGCAACUUGAGCUGCAAUUACUACAGUUUGGAUAUCAAGUUCCCUUCAGGCUCGAGAUCUGCUGAUUUUGAGUACUACUUGAUCAACCUUAUCAAUAUCCGCAAAACAUGCAUUCUUACGUACAAUUGCAACGGUAUGAACAUUGUGGGAUUCAAGGAAGAAGUCAGACUGCUUCUUAAGGACUUGAUUGCUGGUUUCCAGAACUCCAGCCUUGUUACUGAAGAUUCUAGUGACGAAGAAGACUCCCAGUUCCGAUUCUCUGUUAGUAUGGAGCUUCGUAACGAACACAGAGAGUUCUUGAGUGGAAAGAAGAACGGUAAGAUCAUCAAGAUCUUGAACCAGCUCAACCACAUGCCGCAAAUCAGAUUCAAACACUUGAACGAGUACAAUUUCGUCAUUUCUUCUACAAUUGCUGUUUCCGCUGGAGUCAAGAAUAAGCAAAUGUCUUCAGUGUUUGAUAUUCUUCUGAGAAGCGUCAGUCUUAUUGAAAUGGAGUUGCCUGCUGAAAUGCAAUUCAACAUUCCAGAAGUGUUCCAUAAGAGUAUUAUUGGCAACGGAGGUUCCAUUAUCCAGUCUAUCAUGAAGAAGUAUAAUGUGUUCAUCAAGUUCUCCAGUCUGAAGAAGACUCCUGAAAAGACUACCGACGACAGAAUCCUCUAUUCCUUCAGAAGAGAUAACAAUGUCUUGAUCAAGUGUCCUAUGAAGAACCUGAAGAACAUUCUCUUUGUCAAGUACGAGAUUGACCAGUUGGUGGCUCAAUGCUGCCUGAACACAUUGGCCCAGCUGCGUGGAAUGGCUACUAUCUAUAAUAGCGUCGGUUUCAGGCUCUUGAAGAGUCACUACCUGAUGCUUAUUCGUAAACAGGGCCAGGAUCUCAGGUUUGUCAACGAUAUGGAGUCUGAUUUUAGUACUUACAUUGAUUUCCCCACGUCGUUGGAGACUUUCAAGGGUGAAAGCUCCCACUUGUUGGCAAUCAAGGGUAACGAUAACAGACCGCAUCUGUGUGCUCUCAGGUUAGCAUCUAUGCUUCCUAAGACUUGGGAAUUCCAGGUAACCUUCUGUCCUGGUAAGUUCGAAGGAACAUUCAGUGAAAGCAACGAAGACUUCAGAGAAAGAAUAGUUAUCCCAUUUAGGCUUCUUUUGGAUGUUGAACUCGCCUGGAACAGAAACCCCGUGGACCCAGAAACCCAAGAACCGCUUCCAUACCACCAGAUCUUUUUGAGUUCUUUUGACGAGAUCAACGCCCAAAAGGCUAUUGCUGAUUUGACCAUCUACCUCAGAGAACAACGGUUCCUUAUUUUGGACAAGCAAGCCAUGCAAUUCGACCCAAUUGUGCCUGCCAUGAUGCUCCCAGCCACUCCUUUAGCUUCUCCACUCCGUUCUCCAGUGCGUUCUCCAGUCAGAUCACCAACCAGAUCCCCAGAACGGUACUCAGACAUCUCGAUGGAUUUCCCAAGAUCGCCAACUCGUUCUCCUACGAGAUCACCCACCAGAUCGCCAGUUAGGUCUCCUACAAGGCAACAAACGAGCAACACAGGCUCCCCCAAAAGGUCUCCCGCCAGAAACCCAGCGCAGCCAUUGCGUACCAUCACCAACCAACCGAUUAACAUGAACAUCAACACGAUGAAAAAGAUACCCAGUCUAGCAGCACCGCUAGGCCCCGACACGCGCACGAGCCAGACCCAUGGCUGGUGA